CCCGCCAGACGGCUCUCUGGGCUGGAGUUUACUUCAAGUUCGGAGACUCUUCUAGUUUAAUUUCGCUUUUUUCCGUGGAAGCUGGAUGAAUUGUGUCCGUGCUGUGAAAGAGGAGCAGCCCGGUGAUGUGCAGCCGCUCCCCGGCAUGAAGCGCUCAGACAAGGCCCGUCUCUGGGUGGACCCGUCCUUUGUGGACCUGAUGGAGGAGGACUCCUCUGCGCCUGCCAAGAGGAAGACGAGCCGCUCCGAGUCCUCCAGGAGGGAGCAGAAGAAGACCAGGACCAGGAGGGACGGCUCUCUGAUCCCCAAGGACUGGAGGCUCCAGAGGGACCAGAACCAGGCCUGGGUGGACCGAUACUGCCCCACAUCACUGGUGGAGCUGGCUGUCCACAGGAAGAAGGUGGAGGAGGUGGAGGCGUGGCUGAGGACUCACACCGCCACUCCCCAGGGUGGGGUCCUGCUGCUGACCGGGCCGUCCGGCUGUGGGAAGACUGCUACCCUGCGGGUCCUGGCUGUCCAGCUGGGCCUGCGGGUCCAGGACUGGACCAACCCCUCCAGCCUGGAGACCAGCGGCAGCCAGCAGGAACUGAGGACCGGUGGGUUCUACAGCGGCUCCCAGGUGGCUCAGUUCCAGGAGUUCCUCCUCAGAGCCAACAAGUACAACAGUCUGCCCAUGGCUGGAGGGGGCGGAGCUGCUGGAGGGGGCGGAGCUGCUGGAGGGGGCGGAGCUGCUGGAGCGGCUCCACACAGGAAGCUCAUCCUGGUGGAGGAUUUCCCCAACCAGCUGUACCGGCAGCCUGGCGCCCUGCACGACCUGCUGAGGCGCUUUGUGAGGACGGGCCGCUGUCCUCUGGUCUUCAUCGUGUCAGACGGCGUGAGCGCAGACGGCGGUUCUCGGUCGCUGUUCCCCAGAGAGCUGAGGGACGAGCUGGACAUCAGCUGCAUCAGCUUCAACCCGGUGGCCCCCACCGCCAUGAUGAAGGUCCUGACCCGCAUCGCCGCCCUGGAGGCGGGACAGAGCGUCCCUGAUGCGGCGGCGCUGGACAGACUGUGCUCUGGAAGCUCCGGAGACAUCCGCAGCGCCAUCAACAGCCUGCAGUUCUCCACCCUCACAGACCGGAGCCUGCCGAGGGACAGACCCGUGAAGACGGUCCGGAGGAAGACGUCCCGGCAGACCAGGGAGACCAGGGACCGGGACCGGGAGCAGGAGCAGUCCAUCGGGGGGAAGGACUCCACCCUCUUCCUCUUCAGAGCUCUGGGGAAAAUCCUGCACUGCAAGCGGGACCCUGGAGGCCGGGAGUCCCCGUCCCUCCCGUCUCACCUGUCCUGCCAUCGUAGAGAGGCUCUCCUGGAGGACCCGGAGCUGGUGGUGGAGCGAGCGCACGUGUCCGGAGAGUUCUUCACCCUGUACCUGCACCAGAACUACCUGGACUUCUUCUCCCGGCUGGAGGACGUGGACCGGGCCAGCGAGUACCUGUCGGACGCCGCCGCGCUGACGGCGUCCUGGACGAGCCGCGGCCUGAUGGAGGGGUACGGCUCGGCGCUGGCCACCAGGGGGCUGCUGCACGCCAACGGCCGGCCGGCGGCGGUGGGCUUCAGGCCGCUGCACAAACCCGGCUGGCUCGCCGUCAGCAGGAAGCUCCAGGAGAACAGUCUGACUGCUCAGGCUCUGUUCAGGAGCUUCUGUCUGACUCCAGUCACUCUGCAGACCGAGCUGCUGCCAUACCUGGCUCAACUCAGCAGCCCCAUGAGGAACCAGGCCCAGAUCUCUUUCAUCCAGGACGUGGGUCAGAUGCCACUCAGGAGAUUCCCCAGCAGCAGGUUAAAACUGGAGAUGCUGAUGGACAAAGAGCCCGGACAGCUGGAAGAGGAAGAAGAGGAUGAGAGGGAAGAGGAAGGUCAGGACGGGGCUGAGGAGGGACUGGCUUCCAGCCAGCCUCAGGCCGCCAGCAGCCGGCUCCUGCUGGAGGACGAGGACCUGGCCAUCGAGGAGUAUGACAGCGGCUGAGCGCCGUGGCUGCUGGGAGAUCCUUCAGCGCUGAGUCGAGUCGAAGUGGUUCUCACGUUCGGACCUCGUCACUGUUUAAAGUUCCACCAUCGGAGGGAUCGAUUGGUCGCUGCUGUGGCAACAGGUUCCAGGACUGCAGAAGAGGGCCUCACACAUCCAUUCAGAUUAUUUAUUGAGGUUUUCACAGUGAACUUUAAUGUUUAGCAUCGUAAGCUUUAGCAUCGUAAGCGUUAGCAUCGCAGUGUUGGUUUCAAUGCCUUUACAAAAUAAAGCCAUUUUUCUUACUGAC
Salarias fasciatus (jewelled blenny) is the source of this 2297-nucleotide messenger RNA. It is a transcript of the gene rad17, whose product is annotated as RAD17 checkpoint clamp loader component. Gene Ontology annotation, molecular function: ATP hydrolysis activity; chromatin binding; DNA clamp loader activity. The coding region runs from base 86 to 2008 and encodes 640 amino acids. Lineage: Eukaryota; Metazoa; Chordata; Actinopteri; Blenniiformes; Blenniidae. Gene Ontology annotation, biological process: DNA repair; mitotic DNA replication checkpoint signaling; DNA damage checkpoint signaling. The transcript is spliced from 16 exons. The record is from RefSeq and is a predicted model, not a curated record.